AAUUUUUAUUAACACUUGAUAUCUUUACGAUCAAAGGUUACAUUCAACUUUUAGAAAAUAUUUUAGCAAAAGGAUAUGAUAUUGUUAAGUUCUUUUCAAAGACCGAGUUCCCAUUAUCGCAAAAAAAACAAGCUGAGGAAGUAUGUCAUGAAGCAUUGAAGGCUAUUGCAUCCGGUAAUGGAGAACAAUCUGAGAAAGCUCGCAUCCUGCUUGAGACUUAUAACGAAAAAAUCAACUCUCAUAACGUUCAGCAAUUUUGGGAAAAUAUUCGUCUGCGAAAUGAGAGAUUUAAAACCCGUAAUGUGCAACUUCAUUUGGACGAAAAAAAAAAACAACAAUUUAUUCAAGUCGAAUCGAAUGUCAUAGAGGAAUUUCAUGUUACAGGUAAUCGAUUGUUGUCGGAAUUUAAGGCCACCACGUCUGCAAAUUUAAUGAAUGAUCCUGGAAGCAAAGAGAAGCGAACAAUGGAUAGUGGUGAACUUUCAAAAAAUAGUAAAAAAGUUGGUACAGAAUAUAACCU
Molecule: messenger RNA, 520 nt
Organism: Diversispora eburnea
Lineage: Eukaryota; Fungi; Glomeromycota; Glomeromycetes; Diversisporales; Diversisporaceae
Source: the annotation of a GenBank genome assembly